Molecule: messenger RNA, 795 nt
Organism: Didymodactylos carnosus
Lineage: Eukaryota; Metazoa; Rotifera; Eurotatoria; Philodinida; Philodinidae
Source: the annotation of a GenBank genome assembly
AUGACGAUGACGCUGAAGGAUUUAGUUCUUCUGUUACCCUGUUUAUUUUACCUAAGUGUGAACGGUGACUUAAAUGACGAUCUUUCACGAGGUCUGUAUUUAAAUAAUGAAUCAAUGGUUAUACGUGCAUAUCAGGCAAGUAGUGGAAAUGAUAUUCAGUUUAGUCAUUAUCCAGAAGAUUGUGCCGAAUAUUAUUUAACCGGUUAUAAGUAUGAUGGAAUCUAUGAAAUAUGGCCAAGGGAAGAUGGUGGCGGUUGGACUGUUUUUCAGAAACGUGGUGAUUAUACUCCACUAGUAGAUUUUUACCGCACAUGGUUGGAAUACAAGCGUGGCUUCGGUGAUUUGGAACGGCAAUAUUGGCUCGGUAAUGACCGCCUGUCCAUGUUAACAAAUCAAGACUCGUAUCGUCUACGGAUAGAUUUGGAAGAUUUUGAUCGACAGAAAAGAUUUGCAGUUUAUCAUAGCUUUUCUGUUUCAAAUGAAUUGGAUAAGUACCGAAUGAGUUUAGGCAUGUAUCUCAACGGUGAUGCUGGUGAUUCCUUAUAUAUUCAAAACGAUCAACGAUUUUCGACUAAAGAUCAAGAUAAUGACAGUGGAGUACGUGAUUGUGCAAAAGUGUUUAAUGGUGCAUGGUGGUACAACGAUUGCCACCAGACGAAUUUAAAUGGCGGUUACCUGAGAGGCUAUCAUCCAACGGUACUUGGAACAGGUGUGAGUUGGUACUUAUUCCGUGGGAACAACUAUUCCUUAAAAUCAACUGAAAUGAAAAUUCGUCCAAUAUGGUUUAAACCAUAG